AUGACACACUUUGGCUGCCCAUCGGUCCAUUUCCAGGCCAGCAGCACUGAGAGAAAGUCUGCUGUAUUUGUCUUGAGUGUUUGUGUGCGUCAGUCAGAGCACACACCUGGGGUUUGUCCGAGUGGAGGAGGUGAGCAGAGGAGGCUGAGCAGCAGUCCCUCAGAAGGUUUACACGUCCGCACCGUGGAGAAGAACGGUUGGAUGCGAGUUGACAAUUUCUCUAUAAACGGCAUCAACAUUGACCCGCCGUCGCCUCCUCCAACACCUGUUCUGCUCCUUGUCCUCUCCAAUCUAUCCGCCUAA
Molecule: messenger RNA, 303 nt
Organism: Knipowitschia caucasica
Lineage: Eukaryota; Metazoa; Chordata; Actinopteri; Gobiiformes; Gobiidae
Source: the annotation of a GenBank genome assembly